AUGAUCACGCCAAGGUUUGAGAUAUCUCAAGAUUCGGAUUAUAUCUACAUCAAAAUACACAUUUCUAACAUCAGGUUCAAUUCACAGGGGUUAGAAUUGCUUGUUGAUAAAAACCUUUUUAUUUUUUAUUUGUCACCGUAUUAUCUAAGAUUAAGGUUUGAUAACGAAUUGCAAAACCUUGAUGGAGAAACAGAAGAUAAUGGUGAGACAGAUGCUUCAACAAGGGUAACUGCAGAAUAUAAAAGUAAAGAGGAGCGUAUUGAUGUUAGAAUACCAAAAUUAGUAUCUGGAACAGAAUUUAAAGAUUUAGAUACACCAUUAAAAUUAUUAGCCAGAAAAGGUGAUAUCUUGGCAACUAAUCAACAACAAAAAAAGGAGCUAGGAUCUAUUUCUAAGGGGCCUUUGAUUCAAGAAGUUGAAUCCACCGCCAGUAAGAGCAACAUUGAGCCAUAUGCUCAUGAAAAUAUUGAAGAUAUUGCUAAGGAUGGUGAAGAUUUUGAAUGGGAGAUUAAGCAAACAUUGAAUUUGGGAGAUGACAGUGACACCAAUGGUGUUGCGAAUAUUGCCUUUAAUAGAAUUGGGUUUGAUAAUCAAUAUAGCAGUGAUAUAAUUGAGAUAAGUUGUUCUCAUGGCAAUGAUAUUAAUGAAGUUGCUUUAUCAAGCUUAAAAACCAAAUCAGCAAAUGAACGUGUAUUAGAACGCAUUGCCAAUGAAAACAACAAAUUUGAUCCAGAUUACUAUGCUUCGGAAUAUAUGACAUUUGUACAUGGAACUGAAGAAGAUUUGGAAAUUAAUGGGAUUAAAACUAUAUUAAAAUGCAUACCUGUAAUACCUAAAUUGUAUUUACUAUGGUUUAAGGAAAAUGGAGGGAAUAACGCCAAUAAAAACGGACAUAAAUUUUUUGUAGAAUUUUCUAAAGAAGAACAGAAUCAAAUGAGUGAUAAUUUGCCUAAUAAGACGUAUUUUGUAGAUGAUGUCAAACCACUAUAUUUAACAAUAUUAAGUUUACUAUUUGCUUAUAUGUAUGAACAGUUAGAAAACGAAUGUCAACAUAACACGGAAUCUGCAUGGACAAUAGGCAAAUUGACGCCUCAACUAUCUAAUUUAGAUCAGCAAUUAAUAUUGAAGGAUAUAUCGGCACCUACCAUAAACGUUGUUAGAGAAGCUAUAAUUAUAGGUCUUAGAAAGGCUGUGGCAUAUCCACUACAUAGAAAUUAUGAAUUAGGUAUGAAAUGUUGGGAUUACGUUUACUAUACUUUGUUAGGUGGUUGUAAGUUGGUAGCUAAAGUGUUAUUGGAUAUACAUGAAUUAUUUAGAUUUCACGAUGUUUAUUAUGUUUAUAACAAGAUUUUGCUAGAUGAUUUAUGUUCUUGGUUUAUUAAGUAUGGAAAUGAAAAUGUCAUUAAUAAUUUAGCCAACGAAGUAAAGAUUCAAAUUAGAAAUGAUCGAAUAAAGAAAGGAGAUAUCCAAUUCGAUUGUGUAACUGGUAUCAAUGAAACAAAUGGCGAGGUUGAAUAUGAAAAAAUGAAUUUAGAAGAAAUAGAAUCCAUAGCUGAAAAACAAUAUUCUGAACUAUUAGAACAACAAGAAUUUGAAGAGCAGGAUUGA
Saccharomycodes ludwigii is the source of this 1608-nucleotide messenger RNA. It is a transcript of the gene SHQ1, whose product is annotated as Hsp90 cochaperone SHQ1. NCBI's taxonomy places the organism in Eukaryota, Fungi, Ascomycota, Saccharomycetes, Saccharomycodales, Saccharomycodaceae. Gene Ontology annotation, cellular component: cytoplasm; nucleoplasm. The transcript has a single exon. Gene Ontology annotation, biological process: box H/ACA snoRNP assembly. The record is from RefSeq and is a predicted model, not a curated record. Bases 1 to 1608 code for a protein of 535 amino acids.